Messenger RNA from Leptopilina boulardi, 1269 nucleotides. RefSeq lists its product as uncharacterized. The coding region runs from base 87 to 1199 and encodes 370 amino acids. The record is from RefSeq and is a predicted model, not a curated record. The transcript has 6 exons. NCBI's taxonomy places the organism in Eukaryota, Metazoa, Arthropoda, Insecta, Hymenoptera, Figitidae. Gene Ontology annotation, molecular function: DNA binding.
AAAAGCGAUGUCAUUUUCAUCUAAUUUGCUGCUAGUCAAAUCGUGAAAUUUAUUCAAUUUAAAAAUUAAACUUUUUUUAUUGAAAAAUGGAUCAAGAAUUACUUCUUAUUGAGGGCGAUGGUUGUUUCACAAUUAUAAAUAAAAUGUCAGUCAUUUUCGAUUCAAGUAUUCCGGAACUGAAACGUGGGAUAACCAUCAAGUAUCUUUGGCCAGAAUUUUCUGCAGUGCAAAAACGUUACACGGGAACCAUAAUUGGCAUGUCAAACAGCGAGAAAGAAUUGCUAACACUGCAAAAUCAAAAAUUAAAGGAAGCUGGAAAAAGAAGUCAGGCAAAGAAACGAAAACUUCAAUGCGACUCUUUUUCUGAAAGUGAGGAUCAAUCAAAUUUCGAUGAAUCAAGUUCAAAUGUAAUUUUUGACAAAAUUCAAGAGGCAUUGCAACUUAACAAACAGUUAACUAAGAUUUUAGAGGAUUUAAAAAAACUCGCUUUUUCUGUUGACCGAAGCCAAGGUAAAAAUUUACGCUUCUCAUCAAUUUCGAGUGCAAUUAAAGAUAACACACCAUUAUUGUCAAAUUUAAAUAAUGCAGUAACUGAGCACCAGGCAUCUACAUCUUUCAAUUCGCUUUUGGAAAAUCCACAUUCCUCAAUAAUUUCAAAAUCCAUAAAAGAAAAAGCAGUUACUAAGCCUCUCGCAUCUACUGCUUUCAAUUCGAUUUUGGAAAAUUAUAGCGAAGACUAUGAGGAAAGUGAAGGUGAACAACAUCUUGAAAAAGAAAACAUCACUGGUCCUAAACUCAUGGAAACAGAGGGUGUUGUUGAAGAGAACAAUAUGUUCAUAUUUACGAAAAGUACUGCCGGCGAUAAGGCUGUUGAAUUGAUCUCAGAGAGCGAUGUAUAUAUCGAUAAAACCGUUUUGAAAGACUGCAAACGCAAAGCAACAUCGCAUAAUGCAUUAGCGCGAAUGCUAAUGUCCAACAUUUUUACUGCAGAAGCACUUCUUCAAUAUAAUUUGGAAACAAAAAAGAACAAGGAAGGACUUCCAAGUUCUGUCAUUGACGUGAUUUUAAAAUAUUGUAUCAAUGUAGCAAGGAAGAAUGGAUGGAGGCCGAACAAUGAUCGGGCAGUAAUUGAUAGUCUUCGCUCUAAAUUAAAAGAAAUAAAAGUAAAACAUGCCCAUAAAACGCAACCGAAAAAGUAAAAAAAGUUAUUCAGUUUAAUUAUUUAAUUAAUAUUAAUGUUCAUUUGAUGGUACAAUUUGUUCAAAAAUU